CGUUCCCCACCCGGAUGAGAAGUCCAUCAUCACAUACGUCUCCUCUCUGUACGACGCCAUGCCCCGAGUGCCAGACGUCCAGGACGGAGUCAGAGCCAACGAGCUGGAGCUGCGCUGGCAGGAGUUCUACGAGCUGGUGACUCUGCUGCUGCAGUGGAUCAGACACCACAUCCUGGUGUUUGAGGAGAGGAAGUUCCCCUCCAGCUACGAGGAGAUCGAGGUUCUGUGGCGCCAGUUCCUGAAAUUUAAGGAGACGGAGCUGCCGGCCAAAGAGGCGGACAAGAACCGCUCUAAACACAUCUUCCAGUCCUUUGAGGGCGCCGUCCAGGCCGGCCAGGUCAAGGUUCCCCCCGGCUACCACCCGCUGGACGUGGAGAAGGAGUGGGGCCGCCUGCACGUUGCCAUCCUGGAGAGGGAGCGCCUCCUGAGGGCCGAGUUUGAGAGGGUGGCUGAAAGCAGAACGUUGGUCCACAAACUGAUCCUCAGAUUAAAAUGAUUCUGAGAGCGAGCGCUGACCUCUGGCUUCUGGUCUGUGGCAGGACAUGAGGACGAUGAGCUCUGGGAAACCGGCUCAGCACGCCGGGGAGGUGGAGGCCGACCUGGAGAAAGCCGACGGGAUGAUCCGCCUCCUCUUCAACGACGUGCAGCUGCUGAAGGACGGGCGCCACCUGCAGGCCGAGCAGAUGUACCGCAGAGUGUAUCGGCUCCACGAGCGAUUGGUCAACCUGCGCAGCGAGUACAGCCUGAGGCUGAGGGCGGGCGUGGCCGCCUCCCAGGGCUCCCUGACCCAGGUCCAGAUCCCCCUGACCCAGGUCCAGGGGUCUGUGACGCAGGUCCACAGCGCCCAGGUCCUGCAGCAGUCCUCCUCCAGGGCCCGGCCGGAGCUGGACGAGGUCACCCUGCGCUACGUGCAGGAGCUGAUGGGCUGGGUGGAGGAGAACCAGCGGCGGGUGGACGGGGGGGACUGGGGCUCCGACCUGCCCACCGUGGAGUCCCAGCUGGGCAGCCACAGGGGGCUGCACCAGUCCGUGGAGGAGUUCCACUCCAAGAUCGAGAGGGCCAAGGCCGACGAGAGCCAGAUUUCCCCCGUCAGCAAGGCGGCGUAUCGCGAGUACCUGGCAAAGCUGGAGCUGCAGUACGCCAAGCUGCUGAGCGCCUCAAAGGCGCGACUACGCCACCUGGUGGAGCUGCACGCCUUCGUCAGCGCCGCCACCAAAGAGCUGAUGUGGCUGAACGAGAAGGAGGAGGAGGAGGUCGGCUACGACUGGAGCGACAAGAACCCCAACAUGGCCUCCAAGAAGGACAGCUACUCGGGUCUGAUGAGGGAGCUGGAGCUCAGGGAGAAGAAGAUGAACGGCGUCCAGACCAGCGGAGACAAGCUGCUGAGGGACGGCCACCCGGCCAAGAAGACCAUCGAGUUCUUCUCAGACCUGAAGGAAUCGGAGGAGAAGCUGCAGAGGAUGCAGGAGGCCAUGAAGAAGAAGUACAGCUGCGACCGCUCGGCCACCGUCACCCGGCUGGAGGACCUGCUGCAGGACGCAGCGGAGGACCAGGAGCAGCUGGGGGAGUUCCAGACCCACCUGGAGGGCCUGAAGCGGCGGGCCCGGACCGUGGUCCAGCUGAGGCCCCGCGACCCGGCCAGCGCCCUGAGGGGCCGGCAGCCCGUCCAGGCCGUCUGCGACUUCAAGCAGCAGGAGAGCGCCGGCGGCGGCGAGGCGGCGGUGCCCUCCGUCUGCUUCCUGGUUCCGCCGCCCAAUAAGGACGCGAAGCUGACGCUGGACCUGAGGAGCCUGCUGUCCCACCAGCUCCUCAUGAGGGACGUCCACACCAUCAGCGGCUGGAGUGUCGCCACGUUUAAGAGCUUCCGGGUGGAGGAGCACCGGUUGGCCCUGCGGAGCCUGGAGCAGCACUACCAGGACUUCCUGAGAGACAGCCAGGACUCGCAGAGCUUUGGGGCCGAGGACCGGCUGCAGGUGGAGUCCAGCUACCAGCGGGCCAGCCAGCACUACCAGGCCAUGGCCAGCUCUACCGAGCGAGGAGAGCAGGACGAGUCUGUGUGUAAGAGCUUCCUGACCCAGCUGAGGGACAUCCGUCUGAGGCUGGAGGGCUGCGAGACCCGAACGGUGACCCGUCUGCGGCAGCCGAAAGUCCAGUCGGAGCUGGAGGGCCUGAAGAAAGACCUGAGCUCCAUCGCCGAGCAGACGGAGGAGGUCCUGGCGUCCCCCCAGCUGUCGGGCUCAGCCCCGGCGCUGCGCUCCGAGCUGGACCUCACUCUGAAGAAGAUGGACCACGUCUACGGCCUCUCCUCAGUCUACCUGGACAAGCUGAAGACCAUCGACGUGGUGAUCCGAAACACCAAAGACGCCGAGGAGGCGCUGCAGGGCUACGAGGACCGUCUGCGCGGCGUCAGCAAGGUGCCGGCGGACGAGGAGGAGCUGGAGGCUCGCCGCAGCCAGCUGCAGGCGGCCUUCGACCGGCUGCAGGACGAGCUGCAGAGGGCUUCGUCCGUCACGGAGCGGAUGGCGCGGCUGCACGGCGAGCGCGACGCGGAGCUGGAGCACCACCGGCGGCUGGCGUCCGGCCUGCUGGAGCGCUGGCGGGCGGUCCGGGCGCAGCUGGACCUGCGGCUGCGAGAGCUGGAGCUGCUGGGCCGCGCCAUGGCGCGCUACCGCGAGCGUCACGGCCGGCUGCAGAGCUGGCUGGGAGACGCACGGCGGCGCCAGGAGCAGAUCCAGGCGGCGCCCAUCGGCCACGGCCGGGCUCUGAGGGAGCAGCUGGCCGAGGAGAAGAAACUCCUGGAGGAGAUCGAGAAAAACAAGGACGACGUGGAAAGCUGCCAGAAGGACGCCAAAGCGUACAUCGACUCGGUGAAGGACUACGAGGUCCUGAUCCUGACCUACAAAGCCCUCCAGGACCCGGCGGCCUCGCCACUCAAAAAGCCCAAAGUGGAGUGUGCGUCUGAUGACAUCAUCCAGGAAUUCAUCCGGUUCAUCAGCAGCUGGCAGAGCCGCCUGGAGGAGGACCAGAAAGCUUCUGAGAAGCUAAAGGAAGAGGAGAGGAGGAGGAUGGCAGAGAUGGAGGCGGAGCUGGACAAACAGAAACAGCUGGCCGAGGCUCAGGCAGAGUCCGUGGCCAAAGCGGAGCGGGAGGCCACGGAGCUGAAGCGGAGGAUGCAGCAGGAGGCCGACCGGAGGCAGGACGUGGCGGCGGACGCCCAGCAGCAGAAGCAGAACGUCCAGCAGGAGCUGCAGCAGCUGAAGAGUCUGUCCGAGCAGGAGAUCACCUCCAAGGGCCGGCAGCUGGAGGAGGCGCUGCUCAGCCGCUCCCGCAUCGAGGAGGAGAUCCUCACCGUGCGCCUGCAGCUGGAGACCACCCAGAGGCAGAAGAGCACGGCCGAGGGCGAGCUGGCGGCGCUCCGGGAGCGGGCGGCCGAGGCCGACGGGCUGAGGAGGGCCGCCCAGGAGGAGGCGGAGCGCCUCCGCCGGCAGGUGGGCGAGGAGACGCAGAGGAAGAAGAGCGCCGAGGAGGAGCUGAAGCGCCGCUCGGAGGCGGAGAAGGAGGCGGCCCGGCAGAAGCAGAGAGCCCUGGAGGAGCUGCAGAGGUUCAAGCUGCAGGCGGAGGAGGCCGAGCGGCGCCUGAAGCAGGCGGAGGAGGAGCGGGGCCGCCAGCUCAAGGUGGUGGAGGAGGUGUCCCAGAGGAGCGCCGCCAGCCAGCUGCAGAGCAGGAGCCGGGAGGAGGAGGCCUCUCAGCUGGAGCAGUCCCUGAGGAGGGAGCAGGGCGCCGUGCUGCAGCUGCAGGAGGAGGCGGAGCGGCUGCGCAGGCAGCAGGAGGAGGCCAGCAGGGCCCGGGAGGCGGCCCAGAGGGAGCUGGAGACCUGGAGGCAGAAGGCCAACGAAGCCCUGCGCCUGCGGCUGCAGGCCGAGGAGGAGGCCCAGAAGAAGAGCCAGGCCCAGGAGGAGGCCGAGAGGCAGAAGGCCGAGGCCGAGCGCGACGCCAAGAGGAGGGCCAAGGCCGAGGAGGCCGCCCUGAGGCAGAAGGAGGCGGCCGAGCAGGAGCUGGACAAGCAGCGGAGGCUGGCGGAGCAGGUGGCCCAGCAGAAGCUGUCCGCCGAGCAGGAGUGCGUCCGGCUGAGGGCCGACUUCGAGCACGCCGAGCAGCAGAGGCAGCUGCUGGACGGCGAGCUGCAGCGGCUGAAGCAGGAGGUGAGCGGCGCCCAGAGCCAGCGGACGCAGCUGGAGGCCGAGCUGGCCCGGCUGCGCGCCGAGAUGGAGGCCCUGCUGCAGAUGAAGGCCCAGGCCGAGCGGGACACGCUGUCCCAGACGGAGAAGAGCAAGCAGCUGCUGGAGUCCGAGGCCCAGAGGAUGAAGCAGCUGGCCGAGGAGGCCGCCCGGCUCCGAGCCGUGGCCGAGGAGGCCAAGAAGCAGAGGCAGACGGCCGAGGAGGAGGCCGCCCGGCAGAGGGCCCAAGCCGAGGGCAUCCUGAAGGACAAGCUGGCCGCCAUCAACGAGGCCACGCGGCUGAAGACCGAGGCUGAGAUCGCCCUCAAAGCCAAAGAGGCCGAGAACGAGAGGCUCAAGAGGAAGGCCGAGGAGGAGGCCUAUCAGAGGAAGCUGCUGGAGGACCAGGCUGCCCAGCACAAGCUGGAGAUCCAGGAGAAAAUCACCCACCUGAAGAGCUCCUCCGACUCGGAGCUGGAGAGGCAGAGGAGCAUGGUGGAGGAGACCCUGAAGCAGAAGAAGGUGGUGGAGGAGGAGAUCCACAUCAUCAGGCUCAGCUUUGACAAGGCGUCCAAGGAGAAGUCCGACCUGGAGGCGGAGCUGAAGAAGCUGAAGGGCGUGGCCGACGACACGCAAAAGAGCAAGCUGAAGGCCGAGAAGGAGGCCGAGAAGCUGAAGAAGCUGGCCGCCGAGGAGGAGAAGAAGAGGAAGGAGGCCGAGGAGAAGGUGAAGAGGAUAGCCGCCGCCGAGGAGGAGGCGGCCCGCCAGUGCCGAGCGGCUAAAGACGAGGUGGAGCGGCUCAAGAAGAAGGCCGCCGACGCCAACAAGCAGAGGGAGAAGGCCGAGAAGGAGGCGGAGAGGCAGGAGGUGCUGGCCCGGGAGGCGGCCCAGAAGCUGGGCGCCGCCGAACAGAAGGCCCAGGACGCCCUGAGCAGGAACAAGGAGGACACCCGGGCCCAGGACAAGCUGAGGGACGAGUUCAGGGCGGCCCAGGCCCUGGCCGAGGCGGCGCAGAAGGCCCGGGACAAGGCCGAGAAGGAGGCGGCGCUGCUGCGGAAGGAGGCCCAGGAGGCCGAUGGCCAGCGGCGGGCCGCCGAGGGGGAGGCCGCGCGGCAGGCGGCGGCCCAGGCGGACGCCGAGAGGCUGAGGAAGGAGGCCGAACAGGAGGCGUCCAAACGGGCCGCCGCCGAGGCCGCCGCCCUGAAGCAGAAGCAGCAGGCGGACGCGGAGAUGGCCCGGCACAAGGAGCGGGCGGAGCAGGCCCUGGGGCAGAAGGCCCAGGUGGAGGCGGAGCUGGGCCAGGUGCGGCUGCAGCUGCAGCAGGCCGAGCAGACGCGGGUGCUGCUGGACGAGGAGCUGCGGCGGCUGAAGGGCGAGGCGCAGGACGCCGCGCGGCAGCGGGCGCAAGUCCAGGAGGAGCUGGCCCAGGUCCGGGCCCAGAUGGAGCAGCUGCUGCAAACCAAGCUGAGGACGGAGGAGGAGAACCGGCGCCUCAUGCAGAAGGACAAAGACAGCGCCCAGAAGCUGCUGCUGGACGAGGCCCAGAAGAUGAAGGCGCUGGCCGAGGAGGCGGCCCGGCUCAGCCUGGAGGCCGAGCAGGCGGCCCGCCAGAGGCAGGCGGCCGAGGCGGACCUGGCCCAGCAGAGGGCGCUGGCCGAGGGGAUGCUGAAGGAGAAGAUGCAGGCCAUCCAGGAGGCGGCCGGGCUGCGGGCCGAGGCCGAGCAGCUCCAGAAGCUGAAGGAGCAGGCCCAGGAGAAGGCCAAGAAGCUGCAGGAGGACAAGCAGCAGAUCCAGAAGCGCCUGGACAAGGAGACGGAGGGCUUUCAGAAGUCGCUGGAGGCGGAGCGGAAGAGGCAGCUGGAGGCCUCCGCCGAGGCAGAGAGGCUGAGGCUGAAGGUGAAGGAGCUCAGCGAGGCCCAGGCCAAAGCCCAGGAGGAGGCAAAGAGAUUCAAGCAGCAGGCCGAGGAGGCCCGGGCUCGCCUGCAGGCCACAGAGAAGCAGAGCUCGGAGGUGGUGGUCCAGAAGCUGGAGACGCAGAGGCUGCAGAGCACCAGGGAGGCCGACGACUUAAAGAAAGCCAUCAGCGAGCUGGAGAAGGAGAGAGAGAGGCUGAAAAGGGAUGCAGAGGAGCUCCAGAAGAAGUCCAAACAGAUGGCGAAUGCCCAGCAGGAGCAGAUAGAACAGGAGAAGGCCAAGCUUCAGCAGUCUUUCCUCACUGAGAAAGAGCUGUUGCUCCAAAGGGAGAAGGCUGUUGAAGAUGAGAGAAAAAGGCUCGAGAAGCAGUUCGAAGAUGAAGUCCGAAAGGCCAAAGGUCUGAAGGGGGAGCAGGAGCGGCAGCGAAAGCUCGCCGAGGAGGAGAGGCAGAGGCUGCAGGCCGUGAUGGACGAGGCGGUGAAGAGGCAGAAAGCGGCCGAGGAGGAGGUGAAGAGCAAGCAGAAGGAGGUGGAGGCGCUGAAAGAGAAGCGCCUGGAGCAGGAAAAGCUCCUGGAGGAGGAGAACAAAAAGCUCAGGGACAAGCUGCAGAGCCUGGAGGCCUCAAAGCAGCUCGCCUCCCGGACCAAGGAGAUCGAAGUCCAGACCGAGGAGGCCACGGCGGCGAAGGUCCUGAACGGCGGCGUGGAGUCGGCAGCCGGCGGGAAGAAGGCCGAGGCACCGGCGCUCGCCUUCGAUGGGAUCAGAGAGAAGGUCCCCGCCGAGAGGCUUCACGAAGUCGGCGUCCUGACCAAGAAGGAGCUGGACAGGCUGAGGAAGGGCAAGGCCUCCAUCCAGGAGCUGGAGAAGGCCGACAAGGUCCGGUGGUGCCUGAAGGGCCAGAACUGCGUGGGAGGAGUUCUGGCUCCGUCCAAAGGGAGGAUGAGCGUCUAUCAGGCCAUGAAGGAGAAGGCGCUCGCCCCCAGCUCGGCCGCCAUGCUCCUGGAAGCUCAGGCCGCCUCAGGCUUCAUCGUCGAUCCCCUCAGAAACAGACUUCUCUCCGUGGACGAGGCAGUUAAGGAGCAGCUGAUCGGACCCGAGCUCCACGACAGGAUGCUGUCGGCCGAACGGGCAGCCACCGGCUUCAAGGAUCCGUACACCGGAGCCAAGAUCUCUCUGUUUGAGGCCAUGAACAAGGGGCUCGUCGAGAAGGAGCAGGCCACCAAAUUCUUGGACGUGCAGCUGGCGACCGGUGGCAUCGUGGACCCCGUCAACAGCCACCGAGUCCCACUUCAGACGGCCUACAAGCAGGGGCUGUUCGACGCAGACACGAACCAGAAACUGACGGAUCCCAGCGAGGACUGCAAACUAUUCAUGGACCCCAGCACCCAGCAGCAGCUCACCUACAAACAGCUGCUGGACAAAUGCAGCAAGGACCCAGAGACCGGCCUGCUCAUGCUGCCAGUGACCGAAAAGGCUGCCCAAAGCGACAGGACCUACACAGACCUGGAGACCAGGGAGGUCUUCAGCAAGUCCAACGUCGAUGUUCCUUUCGGGAAGUUCAAAGGGAAGACGGUCACCAUCUGGGAGGUCAUAAACUCUGAAUACUUCACCGAUGAGCAGAGAAGGGAGCUCAUCCGCCAGUACAAGACGGGGAAGAUCACAGUGGAAAAGAUCAUCAAGAUCGUCAUCACCGUCGUGGAAGACAAGGAGAAGCAAAGCGGCAACGUUUUCAAUGGCCUGCGGGCUCCCGUCUCCGCCAGCGAGCUGCUGGAGUCCAAGAUCAUCAACAAGGAUCUGUUCAACAAGCUGAGCAACGGGCAGAUCUCGGUGAAGGAGGUCUCCGAGAUGGAGUCUGUAAAGAAGGCCCUGCAGGGGUCGCCCAGCAUCGCCGGGCUCCUGAACGAAGCCACCAAGGAGAAAAUGCCUUUCUACCAAGCCAUGAAGAAGGAGCUGCUCUCUCCAGAGACGGCGCUGAAUCUCCUCGAGGCUCAAGCGGCGACAGGGUUCAUGAUCGACCCACUGAAAAACGAGCGGGUUCCCGUCGACGAAGCCGUGAAGUCAGGACUAGUCGGCCCAGAGCUGCACGAGCGGCUCCUGUCGGCUGAGAGAGCCGUUGGCGGCUACAGCGAUCCCUACACUGGGAAAAAGGUGUCUCUUUUUGAAGCCAUGGGCAAAGGCCUUGUGAAAAGAGACCAGGGCCUGAGGCUGCUGGAGGCCCAGCUCGCCACCGGUGGAGUCAUAGACCCCCUGAAAAGCUGCCGUAUCCCACAGGAGGUGGCGUGCAAGCGCGGGUACUUUGACGAGGAACUCGGCAAGACCUUAAACAAAAACACAGAUGAAACAAAAGUGUUUUACGAUCCCAACUCACAGGAGGAUGCGACCUAUGCACAGCUCAUGAAAAAGUGCGUCAAAGACGGAGACACCGGGCUGCCGUUGCUCCCCCUUUCAAAGAAGACCCCAAAACGUAAAGAGGAAAAACAGAUUACAGAGGCCAAAACAAAAGAGGCUCUGAACCAGUCCACCAUGGAGCUGGACUACGGACCCUUCAAAGGCAGAAAAGUCACAAUUUGGGAGAUCAUACACUCUGAAUACAUCACUGAAGAACAAAGAAUAGAGCUGAUUCGGCAAUACAGGACAGGGCAGGUCACCAUCGAACGUUUGAUAAAGAUAGUGAUCACAAUGGUGGAUGAAAAAGAGGACAAAGAAAAGGAAGAAGCCUGCUUUGAAGGCCUCAGGGCACCAGUCACAGCCAGCUCUUUGCUCGAUUCCAACAUCAUUGACAAAGCGUUAUUUGAUCAGCUCCAGCAGGGUAAAAAGACCCCCAAGGAGGUCUGUCAAGAUGCAAAGGUCAGGAAGUACCUGCAGGGCACUGACCGCAUUGACGGCGUCACCAUGCGAGACUCAAAUGAAAAGUUCAGCAUAUACCAAGCGAUGAAAAACAACAUCCUGCAGCAUAAAACUGGACUUGCACUCCUGGAGGCUCAGGCCGGAACCGGCUUUAUCACCGAUCCUGUCAAAAACGAGAAAUACUCUGUAGACGAUGCCGUGAAGGUGGGAGUCGUCGGCCCCGAGCUGCACGAGAAGCUCCUGAUGGCCGAGAAAGCAGUGACGGGAUACAAAGACCCAUACACGGGAGGCAGGAUUUCUCUGUUCCAGGCCAUGAAGAAGGAGCUGGUGCUUAGGGAGCAUGCCAUUCCUCUCCUGGAAGCCCAGUUUGCGACGGGAGGCAUCAUCGAUCCCGUCAGCAGCCACCGCGUUCCCAACGACGUGGCCAUUCAGCGGGGAUUCCUAAGCAAACAGAUGUCCAAAUCCUUCAACGAGCCCUCUGGUGAUGUCAAAGGUUUCACCGACCCCAACACCAACGAGGGGGCUACCUACAAACAGCUGCUGGGGAGCUGCAGCAGAGAUCCCAACACCGGGCUCUGCUACCUGCCUCUGUCCAAGGUCGAAGCUCCUGCUGAGAUAUCCUAUGAGUUCACAGAGGAGCAAGCCCAAAAAGAUCUGUCCAACACUCAGAUUGAGGUCCCGCACAAGAGCUUUGCAGGCAAGAGCAUGAGCAUCUGGGAGAUCAUGAACUCCAACAUGCUUCCAGAGGAGGAGAGGCGCCGCCUCAUGGAGCAGUAUCGCUUAGGGCAAAUCUCAAAGGACCGAAUGCUGAUCAUCAUCAUUGAAAUAAUUGAACAUAGGGAGAGCCUUAAGUCAGAGCAGAGUAUGUCCUGCGACGUCAUCAGGAGAAGAGUCACUAUUGAGGAGCUGUACAGUGCUCGAAUCCUUGACCUGCACACAUACAACCUCCUCAAACAGGAGAAGAUGAACAUCCGCGAGGUGAUGGAAAUGCCAUCGGUCAAGCAGUUCCUCUUCGGCACAGGCUGCAUUGCUGGAAUCAUGUCGGACAGUCCUCCAAAGAUCAGCAUAUACCAGGCUAUGAAGAACGGGAAGAUAAAGCCUGAGGUGGCUUUGACGCUCCUGGAGGCCCAGGCAGCAACCGGAUUUAUGAUCGAUCCAGUCAAAGACGAGCUCCUGACUGUCGAUGAAGCUGUUCGCAAGGGUCUGGUGGGCCCCGAGCUCCACGACAAGCUUCUUUCUGCCGAACGAGCCGUCACAGGAUACAAGGACCCCUACAGCGGGAAGGUGAUCUCUCUCUUCCAGGCGAUGAAAAAGGGCCUGAUUCCUGAGGACUACGCUUUGAGGCUUCUGGAGGCCCAGAAUGCCACAGGAGGCCUGAUGGACCCCGAAUACUACUUCCACCUGCCCACAGAUGUCGCCAUGCAGCGCGGGUACAUCAACAAGGAGACCCUCGAUAGAAUAACUGAGCCCACCGCAGAUGUGCGUGGUUACACCGAUCCGACCACCGAUGACAGCCAGUCCUACGCCCAGCUGCUGAAGAGAUGCAGGGUGGACAAAGAGAGCGGCCUCCGGUUGCUUUCGCUGGCAGACCGAAGACUUCUCUUCAAGGGCCUCAGAAAACAAAUCACGGUGGACGAGCUGCUUCGGUCUCAGAUCAUCGACCAAAAGACCUAUAACGACCUCACCGAGGGGAUCUUGUCUGUGGAGGAGGUCAGCAGGAGCGUGAAAAAGUACCUCGAGGGCACCAGCUGCAUCGCCGGUGUGUAUGUGGAAUCCAGCAAAGACCGCCUGUCGAUUUACCAAGCGAUGAAAAGGAACAUGAUAAGACCAGGCACUGCGUUCGAGCUGCUGGAGGCUCAAGCCGCCACGGGUUACGUCAUCGACCCCAUAAAGAACCUGAAGCUGAACGUCUCAGAAGCGGUGAAAAUGAGCGUCGUCGGCCCGGAGUUUAAAGACAAACUGCUCUCAGCUGAGCGAGCCGUGACAGGCUACAGAGACCCUUAUUCGGGCAAGGUCAUCUCUCUUUUCCAGGCCAUGAAAAAGGGGCUCAUUCUGAAAGACCAUGGAAUACGUCUGCUGGAGGCCCAGAUCGCCACCGGUGGCAUAAUUGACCCAGAGGGGAGCCACCGACUCCCAGUGGAGACGGCCUAUGAACGCGGGCUCUUCGACCAGGAGAUGAACGAGAUCCUCACAGAUCCUUCGGACGACACAAAGGGCUUCUUCGACCCCAACACAGAGGAGAACCUUACAUACCUGCAGCUGAUGGAGAGGUGCAUGAUGGACCCGGAGACCGGCCUGCGUCUGCUGCUGCUCAAGGAGAAGAAGCGCGAGAGGAAGACUUCCUCCAAGUCUUCAGUCCGCAAGCGGAGGGUUGUCAUCGUCGACCCGGAGUCCGGCAAGGAGAUGUCGGUGUACGAGGCCUACCAGAAAGGGCUGAUCGACCACCAAACCUACCUGGAGCUCGCAGAGCAGGAGUGCGAGUGGGAGGAGAUCACAAUUACCUCAUCAGAUGGGGUCGUGAAGUCCAUGAUCAUCGACAGGAGGUCUGGACGGCAGUACGAUAUCGAUGACGCAAUCUCAAAGGGCCUAAUCGACAAGUCGGCCCUGGAUCAGUACCGAGCCGGGACCCUGUCCAUCACCGAGUUUGCAGACAUGCUGUCCGGGAACAUGAGCGGGAGCAGAUCCCGGUCCUCCUCCUUCGGCUCCUCCUCCUCCUACCCAAGUCCAAUACCGGCCAUAAAGACCCCACCAACCACAUGGAACGACCCAACAGAGGAGACGGGCCCUGUGGCCGGAAUCCUAGACACCGAGACCCUGGAGAAGGUGUCAGUCACGGAGGCCAUCCACAGAAACCUGGUGGACAACAUAACUGGGCAGAGGCUGCUGGAGGCCCAGGCCUGCACGGGCGGCAUCAUCGACCCCAACACUGGAGAGAAGUUCUCCAUCAACGACGCCAUGAACAAAGGGCUGGUGGACAAAAUUAUGGUGGAUCGCAUCAGCCUGUCCCAGAAGGCGUACAACGGAUUUGAGGAUCCGAGAACCAAAACCAAAAUGUCGGCGGCCCAGGCCCUGAAGAAGGGCUGGCUCUACUACGAGGCCGGCCAGCGGUUCCUGGAGGUCCAGUAUCUCACCGGCGGCCUCAUCGACCCAGAGUCCACCGGCAGGGUCUCCAUAGAUGAGGCUGUGAAGAAGGGCACCCUUGAUGCACGCACAGCUCAGAAGCUGCGAGACGUCAGCGCCUAUUCCAAGUACCUCACGUGCCCUAAAACCAAGCUCAAGAUCUCCUACAAGGACGCCAUGGAAAGGAGCAUGAUAGAGGAGGGAACCGGCCUGAGACUCCUGGAGGCCUCCUCCCAGUCCACCAAAGGCCUUUACAGCCCCUACAGCAUCAGCGGGUCCGGCUCGGCCACCGGAUCGCGGUCCGGAUCCAGGACGGGGUCCAGAUCAGGCUCCAGGAGGGGCAGCUUCGACGCCACGGGGUCGGCGAGCUUCACCACCACCUUCUCCUCCUCGUCCUCCUACGGCUCGCCGAGCUACAGCCGGCGGUACUGA
Menidia menidia (Atlantic silverside) is the source of this 12530-nucleotide messenger RNA. The record is from the annotation of a GenBank genome assembly. Lineage: Eukaryota; Metazoa; Chordata; Actinopteri; Atheriniformes; Atherinopsidae.